Molecule: messenger RNA, 498 nt
Organism: Tripterygium wilfordii
Lineage: Eukaryota; Viridiplantae; Streptophyta; Magnoliopsida; Celastrales; Celastraceae
Product: secreted RxLR effector protein 161-like
Exons: 1
Coding region: 1-498 (165 amino acids)
Source: RefSeq, a predicted model, not a curated record
AUGGAGCCUAAGACUCCAGUAGAAAAGGAAAGAAUGUCCAGGGUACCAUAUGCCGGUGCCAUUGGUCGUUUGAUAUACGCAAUAAUGUGUACUAAACCAGAUAUCAUCUAUGUUGUUGGGCUAGUAAGUCAAUUUAAUCAAACCCAGGACUUGAGCUGGAAAGAAGUGAAAAUGAUAUUAAGAUACUUAAAAGGAAUGAUGAACUAUAUCCUAGUUUAUAGAGGGAAGGAUUUGUGGUUGUUUGGAUAUUUUGAUAUUGACAGUGGAGGCGAUGUACACGAACGUAAAUCCACAUUAGGAUAUGCUUUUAUACUUAAUGGAGGAGCUAUCUCAUGGAAAAGUAAGAAGCAAACUUGUCAUGCCUUAUCAAUAAUAGAGGCUGAGUACAUUACAUGUUGCUUAGCAGUCCAAGAGGUUGUUUGGCUAAGAAGGUUCUAUAAUAUUUGUCAGUUGUUGAGUCAGCAUCAGAACCUAUCAAAAUUUGGUGUGACAAUAUGA